CGGGCCGGGGCUGCCGAGCCUGAGUGGGACUCUGGGCCUCGACCCGAUCCUGGAUGCAGGCACGACAAGCGCCUCUGGAGCCAGGCUGGGCAAGGGGCGCUGGGCUGGGCCGGGGUGGCACCUGGGGGUGCUGGGGCUGAGCUGUGCCCGGCCGGGCCCACGGGCAGGUUUUGGCCCGAGGGUGGCAGCACCCUGGGGACGGGCAGCGAGGCAUCCCUGCUGUGGGAACACAGGCACUGGGAUGUCCUUGCUCUAGGGACAUCCAUGCCCCUGGGUCAACACAGCCCUGGCCCCCAGCCAGCACACUCACCUUGCAGGCGUGCUGCCCAAGCCUGGCGCCAUGGAUGCUCCACCCGUCACACUCGGAGAGCUGCUGUGUCUGGGCUCUAGCCUGGCCUUCUCCGGCCUCUUCUACUACUUGUACAGGAAGAAAGCCAAAGCUGUGGCACGCAUACAGGAGGCCCCAAAGCUCCAAGUUGAUGACGAUUUACCAGCGCUGGUGUCUGCGACUGAUGGGAGGUGCCUGCCGUAUGUUGCCCUGGAAGGCAUAGUGCUGCCAGCCAAGGCUGUGCUGACUAGCCAUUACCAUGAAGGGCUACAGGGUGUGAUUCAGAAACUGCUUCUGAAAGAGCAUCGGCUGAUCUGGAACAGCUUGGCCCGGAGCUGGAAUGAGAGCGAGCGCGUGCUCUCGGAGCAGGUCUACACCGUCCCCUUCCUGCUGGCCUCGCCAGACACCGAGGCAGUGACACAGGUGAGCGUGGAGAGCCCACUCCGAGCUGUCUGCCUGCCACUGGAGACGGUGUACGAGCGGUUCCAGCAGCCUGCCCAUGGCUUCCGUGACCUGCUGGGCCAGUACUUAAGCGGGGAGAAGCCCAAGGGCAUCCUGGAGACAGAGGAGAUGCUGCGGGUGGGGGCCGGGCUGACAGGCAUUGGGGAGCUGGCCCUGCACCCCGAUGGCUCCCUGCACCUCCAGCCAUCCGCCCAGGGGGGCGAGUAUUUCCUGUGCCUGGGGGACUGGCAGACAGUGCUGGCAGAGCUGGAGUCAGCCAGAGGGCUCUGGAAGGGAGCAGCAGUGCUGUGCGCUGUGGCCGGCCUGGCUGUCCUCCUGCACGCCCUGUGCCGUGCCUACCGCCACGCCCAUCUGAAGCAGCAGCCUGAGGACAAGGAACUGGACGGGGAGGAGGCUGGGGAGCUUGAGGACGCCUGUGUCAUCUGCUUGACACGGCCCCGUGAGUGCGUCCUCUUGGGCUGCGGCCACAUCUGCUGCUGCUUCCGCUGCUUCCAGGCCUUGCCUGCCCGCCUCUGCCCCAUCUGCCGGGGGCCCAUUGACCGUGUGGUGCCCCUCUACCAGGCCUGAGGGGAUCUGGGUGGAGGGUGGCCAGGGAGGGGCAGCAUGACCCGAGCCCUGAGCCUGCAGAAAUCCCCUCACGUGCAGCUGAGUGAUUCCUGUUGGAAGAGAAGAGUCUUGGUGUGCCUCUGUUUUUUUAGAGAGGGGGGCAAUUCAAGUGUCCUCAGCCACCCUUUGUCUGCCAGAGGAACCCCCCUCCCCAAACUUGAAGGCUUGGGGAGGCAUAGUCAGUGCCUGAGCUGGGUCUUCAGCCCCACUCCGUGGUGUCCCUCUGGCAAGAGGCUGUUUGACCAGUUCCCUGACCCCUCCCUAAACCACACAGGACUUUUCUCUUCUUCAGCUUUUCCAGUGUGUGGCUGAAUAAGGAGGAUGGCAGGGGCCAGAGCAGGGCUGGCAGGACAGGGUGGGUAGGGUGACAAAGAUCCCAGCUCCCCCUGAGCCACUGCAGUAGUGCACCUUGGUGCUGCUGCCAUUAUCCCCCCCUCCCCAGUCUGUGUGCCUACAGCUGUUGCCCAGACCAUGCAGGGGCACCCAAGGGCUUGCAGUGAUUAAGUAUGUCAGCCAGGGAAGAGGACAGUAUCCCUGGGUCCCACGCCACUGGGUCCCCUCCGUGCUGGAGAGGCAGGACAGCCCUGGGGCCCCCAGCCUUCCUGCCCACCCAGAGCAGGUGCAGAAGCAGCUUGCGAUGGUGUGUGGAGUGAUAAAGCCAAGGAGCUGAGCUCG
Molecule: messenger RNA, 2071 nt
Organism: Apus apus (common swift)
Lineage: Eukaryota; Metazoa; Chordata; Aves; Apodiformes; Apodidae
Product: mitochondrial ubiquitin ligase activator of nfkb 1-A-like
Exons: 4
Coding region: 341-1357 (338 amino acids)
Biological process (GO): protein ubiquitination; organelle organization
Molecular function (GO): ubiquitin-protein transferase activity
Source: RefSeq, a predicted model, not a curated record